AUGGCUGACAUCCUCCCUCAGCUCAUCGACUUUGCCUCACAACUCGACCUCCAGCGCGUCAUCGUCCUCCAGACCACAAUCUGUCUGUUUGGCGCUAUCAGAAGUGUGCCCGCCUACAACAUCCCCUUGCUCUUCUUUGGACUCUAUGCCUAUGAACACCAUGACUCUGUCGACCCGCUUCAGCAGUUUGCAGGGUUCACAGCGUUCAGCAUUCUUCUGGAUAUUGUCUGGUGUCUCCUCUCACCCGGCAUUGGCUUUGGAGAAGCCAUCAUCUCCGCCCUUCAGCUUCUCAAGUACCGAGGCGACCCGUUUUCGAAUCUUGGCGAAGGAUUGAAUUGGACUGGACAGCGAUCGCACGGAUUCGGAAAUGGAUCGGCGUAUCAGACACUGGCAGAGGAUGAACGCGACGCAGAAGAGAUCAGCAUCCCUCGUCACCAUAAUUACCAACAUGGACGGCACCGUGGCUCUCACCAGUCGAGUUCUUUCAUGACCAACAGCAGUCGAUCGGGUUCGGUCAAGUCAAAUCGGACUGGAAGUGGUCAUAACGUCGAGCUUGGACAUCAUGGUAAUGGGUAUGAUAGCUCAGCAUCUGGUGGUGGUAACAGUGGACAUGGAGUAGGACCAACUCCAGUUUCUGGAACUCCCGGCAAUAGUGGCGCUGCUGCUGUUAGUGCCAUGGAGGAACGCAAGAACAAGGUCGGACAGAACGUUUCGGAGGACGAGGAGGAGGAUGUGAGCAGCCAUGAUGGCACCCCCAGCAGUGGACCAGUCAAUGCCCAAGCAGGAUACCAGCCAUUUUAG
Linnemannia hyalina is the source of this 801-nucleotide messenger RNA. NCBI's taxonomy places the organism in Eukaryota, Fungi, Mortierellomycota, Mortierellomycetes, Mortierellales, Mortierellaceae. The record is from the annotation of a GenBank genome assembly.